AUGGUCACUAAGCUUGUGCAUUCCGAACAGCCUGAAAAAAAUAACACAUUGUGGGCCUGUACAUGGGUGUCUGCAGGCCUCCGUGGGUGCGCUCUACACCUUUCUCUGGUCUUCCUUCUGCUGUGCCUAAUUUUGUCUGCGGCUGUGAUCGGACUGACGGUGAAAUAUGUUGAGUUGUCCGGUGAUUUCCAGAAGUCGGUGACCGAUCACCGUACAAUGAGCAGCAGUAUGACUCGGAGCCUCAGGAGCGGAGAGGACCUCCUGGAAACAAUUAAGAGGCAGUUAGGGGCCACCAAGAAUGAGCUGGAGAAGACCCGUCAGGAGCUAAGGAAAGUGUCUCAGGACUAUCAGGCUCUGGACAAUAGUCUGAAGAGCAAGGAGAAUCUCUUGGAGUCGGUGAACAAAGAUCUGCGGGCCACCAAGACUCAGCUGGAGAAGACCCGUUUGGAUCUAGAGAAGGCGGAAAGGGGCAAAACAGAUGUGAGCAAUGCUCUGUUGCAGUGCCAGCAGGAGAAACAGAAGUCCAGACAAAUAGCAGAGGAAACAAGAACUGAACUGGACAAAUGCAACCAAGAUACUAGAGGUGUUUGUCUGGAAGGAUGGGUCCUCUAUAGAAAGAAAUGUCUCUGGUUUUCUGAAAAAGAUGGAAAUUGGGAAAAAGGUAAAACAGAUUGUGAAAGCAGAGAUUCCAACCUCAUCAUUGUGCCGUAUUCUGACACCGAUCUCAAGAAAUUCAUAAAGGAGAAACAAAGAAGUUACUGGGUUGGUAAGGAAUGGAAUAAGCAGACCAAAAAUUGGGAAUGGCCCAAGGACUAUCCAUCAAGCAGGCAAGUAUGACAGUUCCGUUUGCGAAGAUGUCUAAAUUUGAUCUCCUGGCACAAAAACUUUCAUUUAAACAUAUUCAUCAAUAAUCACAAAGGAUAUGAAUCCACAUUGUGAGCACCAAAGGCCUUUGC
Rana temporaria (common frog) is the source of this 956-nucleotide messenger RNA. Its product is annotated as B-cell differentiation antigen CD72-like. Gene Ontology annotation, molecular function: transmembrane signaling receptor activity. Bases 1 to 837 code for a protein of 278 amino acids. Gene Ontology annotation, cellular component: plasma membrane. The transcript has 5 exons. The record is from RefSeq and is a predicted model, not a curated record. Lineage: Eukaryota; Metazoa; Chordata; Amphibia; Anura; Ranidae.